ACUUACAAACGCGUUAAACACAAGAGAGGAAGACGUAUCAAAACAUGCUGAUAUACUGAGUUAGUUGUAAAAUAUCUUUUCUUGUUGAUUUCUCUCUAGGGUGCGCUAAACGUUUCGACUAACAAAAACGUUGGUUGUUGGACGCAUGAUUUUUGGACGUUGGUUAAAUUGUUGUAACCAAAACCUGAGCAGAUGAAUUUAAACAAAAUUGGUGUCCUGACCAACCAUGUGUUUUUGUGCAGAUAUGCAUGGAGAAAAUUAUGUGCUGGACAUGUCAUUGGUAGAAGGUACAUGACUUUUGCUCCAUGUAAACCAAUCAGAUUUUUUCAGAGUACCUCAAAAUUUGUUGUUACAAUGUUGCAAUGUCCAAGACAAAAAUUAAGAGCUGGGGUUGCAGUUCCAGUUCUGCCAGCAAGGACUUUGUCUUUGACUGCUUGCAUGUGUAAGAGCAAAAAUGACAACACAGAUAACAACAGUCUGGUAGAAGAGGAAGAUGAAAUUGAUGAGGCAGAAAUAGAGGAGCUGUUCCAGCAGCAGAUCCCCACAGGUAUCGGUGAAGAAGAACACAGGGUCUUUAUUGUGCAUCCUGAUGUGAAAUGGGGCAGCAGAAAGCAAUAUCUGACCACAGCUGCACUUCAGAUGGAGGAAGCUGUGGGUCUGGUGAACACUUUGUACAACUGGAGUGUUGUUGAUAAGAUCAUCCUCUCCACCAAGACACCAGAGAAGAAAAGAAUUUUUGGCAAGGGAAACUUCCAGGCUCUUACAGAGAAGAUCAGAGCUACUCCUGAGGUCACAGCUGUUUUUGUGAACGUGGAACGACUUUCACCUUCCUCAGAAAAAGAAUUGCAGGAAGCCUGGGGAGUAAAGGUUCUUGAUAGAUACUCACUUGUUCUGCAUAUUUUCCGCUGUAAUGCCAGAACAAAAGAGGCCAAACUGCAAAUCUCUUUGGCAGAGAUUCCUUUGCUCAGAUCACGGCUGAGAAAUGAAGUGGCUAAUUUAGACCAGCAAGGUGGCGGCUCAAGGUACAUAAUGGGCUCAGGUGAAACCCUGUUUGAAAUGCAGCAGCGAUUGUUGAAGGAGCGAGAGCUAAAGAUCCGAUCAGCCCUGGAGCGACUUAGGAGGAAGAGGCACCUUCUGCGCUCCCAGCGCAAACACAGAGACUUUCCCAUCAUCUCUGUCAUGGGCUACACUAACUGUGGUAAAACAACCCUGAUUAAAGCACUGACUGGAGAUGCUGGUCUCCAGCCUAAAGAUCAGCUCUUUGCCACCCUGGAUGUUACAGUACAUGCAGGACAGCUGCCAAGUCACAUGACUGUACUUUACGUCGACACCAUUGGCUUCUUAUCCCAGCUCCCUCACCAGCUUAUUGACUCUUUCUCUGCCACGCUGGAGGAUGUGACACAUUCUGACCUCAUUAUUCAUGUGAGAGACAUCAGUCAUCCAGAAACUGUGAACCAAAAGGUCAAUGUACUGAAUGUAUUAAAGAAUCUACAGAUUCCAGAAAAACUCUUGAACUCCAUAAUAGAGGUGCACAAUAAGAUUGACCUCAUAGAAGGAUUUGAGGUGAGUGAUCCUGAGGUUAUUCCUAUAUCAGCUCUGAAACAGCAUGGACUGGAGGUAUUAAAAGAAAAGAUUGAAGAAGCUGUGGUUAAAUAUACCGGCAAACAAAUAAUGACCCUUAAAGUGCAGCUCAACAGCCCUCAGUUAGCUUGGCUGUAUAAGGAGGCUACGGUUCAGACAGUAGAUGAUGUGGGAGACGACUGCACCGCCAAUGUCAAGGUCAUCAUUAGCCAAGCUGCAUAUGGCCGCUACAGGAAACUAUUUCAGGUCACCUAAUAACAGAUGACCCCUGUUUUACAGCCAGAGUGACAUCAUCCAAAAUAAUUCCCUCCCCCAGUGCAAUAAUGAUCUUUAAACAUUGAUUUGCUUUAUAAACAGUGUAUUUCAAAUAUCUCAAAACCAGUAUUUAAAUACAAUAAAAGUCAGACAUUGAGAAACGA
Molecule: messenger RNA, 2000 nt
Organism: Carassius auratus (goldfish)
Lineage: Eukaryota; Metazoa; Chordata; Actinopteri; Cypriniformes; Cyprinidae
Gene: gtpbp6
Product: GTP binding protein 6 (putative)
Exons: 10
Coding region: 193-1836 (547 amino acids)
Cellular component (GO): cytoplasm
Molecular function (GO): ribosome binding; GTP binding
Source: RefSeq, a predicted model, not a curated record